CGAGUGCCGGACCCCGUCCGCCAUCCACAUUGCGCUAACAGAGUCGCCGUCCUUCGAUCCCACUGGUAACUUCACUUAUCAAGUAGGGCCGGUACGUUCGAAUCGGCGCAAAAUGUGCGGCAUUCUCGGUCUUAUUCUCGCCGACUCGGCGAGCGCCGACGCCGCGGUCGACCUGCACGAGAGCCUGUAUUAUCUCCAGCACCGCGGCCAAGAUGCCUGCGGCAUUGCGACCUGCGGGACGGGCGGCAGGAUAUUCCAGUGCAAAGGGAAUGGCAUGGCGUCAAAGGUGUUCCAAGACGGGAAGCGCGUCGCCGACCUCCCGGGGUUCAUGGGCAUCGCACAUCUGCGAUAUCCGACUGCGGGGACGAGCUCGAGUGCCGAGAGCCAGCCUUUCUACGUCAAUUCACCGUACGGCCUCUGCUUCGCGCACAAUGGCAACCUGAUCAACGCCCCCGACCUGCGCAGCUUCCUCGACAAAGAAGCUCACCGCCAUGUGAACACAGACUCUGACAGCGAAGUGAUGCUCAAUGUCUUCGCCAAUGCGCUGAACGAGACCGGCAAGGCGCGGGUCAAUGUCGAUGACAUUUUCAGCGCCUUGACGCAGACAUAUCAGAGGUGCCAGGGGGCAUGGGCCGUCACUGCCAUGGUUGCCGGCUUCGGCAUCUUGGCCUUCCGCGAUUCAUUCGGGAUCCGCCCGCUCAUCAUGGGAAGCCGGCCGUCCACUACGGUCGAAGGCGGAACCGACUACAUGCUUGCGUCGGAGAGUAUUGCCCUCCGGCAGCUGGGCUUCCGGAAUUUUCAGGACAUCCUGCCCGGCCAGGCCGUUUUCAUCCAGAAGGGGGGAAAGCCGCAGUUUCACCAGGUCACUGAGGUCAAGACAUACUCGCCCGAUAUCUUUGAGUAUGUAUACUUUGCCAGGCCGGACACGGUAAUGGACGGUAUCUCUGUCAAUACCAGCAGACAAAACAUGGGCGUCAAGCUGGCCGACAAGAUCAGGGAGGUUCUGGGCGAGGAGGGAAUCAAGGAAAUUGAUGUUAUCAUCCCGGUUCCCGAAACCAGCAACACAGCGGCCGCCGUCGUGUCAGAGCGCCUCGGCAAGCCGUUUUCCAACGGCUUCAUCAAAAAUCGCUACGUGUACCGGACCUUCAUCCUGCCCGGCCAGAAGGCGCGGCAGAAGAGUGUGAGGAGAAAGCUGAGUGCCAUGGAGUCCGAGUUCAAUGGGCGCGUUGUCUGCCUUGUCGAUGACUCGAUUGUUCGCGGAACCACAAGCAGGGAGAUUGUGAGCAUGGCGCGCGAAGCGGGAGCACGCAAGGUAAUAUUCGCAAGCUGUGCUCCCCCGAUCAAGCAUCCUCAUAUUUAUGGCAUCGACCUCGCAACCCCCCAGGAGUUGAUCGCGCACGAGAAGACGAGGCAAGACAUUGCCAAACACAUCAAUGCCGACGACGUCAUCUACCAGGACCUUGACGAUUUGAAAGCGGCGUGCAUGGAGGCGGCACCUGCAGGCAAGGUUACUGACUUCGAGGUCGGCGUUUUCUGCGGAAAGUACAAGACCGAAGUACCGGAAGGUUACUUUGAGCACCUGAACGAGGUUCGGGGCAAGAAGAGAAAGAUUGCGGAAGAGGCGGGGACGCAGACCGCGGUUGGGAACAGCGGUGCCGUCAACGUGGGGAAACGUACGCUCGCGGACGGCUCCUUCAACUUGGAGCUCAGGGACCAGGGCGGGCUCAACGGCGAGGAAAAGCGCCUUCCACAGCUGAGCCCGGAGAUUCGCGAAGAUAUCAGCAUACACAACUUUGCGAGUGAUCCUUCUCAUCGGUAGUAGUAGAAGUAGACACAUAGCGUCAGCUGUAACAUCUUUGGCAAGGCAAGCUUGCCAAAGUAGUCUCAAAUAUGCUCAAAAAGAUAGACGGCAUAGAACCAGAUGUCCGAUUUACGACUAGAAGUGGUUCAUCAGAAGAGUGGACGGGUCAUUAAGCCGGGCGGAUUCUUGAUUUGUUGCAUCAGGACAUUGUAAAUGACUUGACAGAGUUAAAAUCAACCGAAUAUUACAUCCACGACGAUCGGCGGGAUGAUAGUGAA
This is a messenger RNA of Canariomyces notabilis, 2079 nucleotides long. RefSeq names its product Amidophosphoribosyltransferase. Lineage: Eukaryota; Fungi; Ascomycota; Sordariomycetes; Sordariales; Chaetomiaceae. The coding region runs from base 113 to 1819 and encodes 568 amino acids. The transcript has 4 exons. Gene Ontology annotation, cellular component: cytoplasm. Gene Ontology annotation, molecular function: amidophosphoribosyltransferase activity. The record is from RefSeq and is a predicted model, not a curated record. Gene Ontology annotation, biological process: purine nucleobase biosynthetic process; purine nucleotide biosynthetic process.